Molecule: messenger RNA, 3310 nt
Organism: Mobula hypostoma (lesser devil ray)
Lineage: Eukaryota; Metazoa; Chordata; Chondrichthyes; Myliobatiformes; Myliobatidae
Product: alpha-(1,6)-fucosyltransferase
Exons: 15
Coding region: 981-2720 (579 amino acids)
Biological process (GO): protein N-linked glycosylation
Cellular component (GO): Golgi cisterna membrane
Molecular function (GO): glycoprotein 6-alpha-L-fucosyltransferase activity; protein binding
Source: RefSeq, a predicted model, not a curated record
UCUGAGAAGGCUUGAGCUGAUCUGAGCUGUGAGCAGACUCUCACUCACUGAGUCAGUGAAGCCGGCUGGCGGCUGCUUCUCCCGCGCCUGCCCGCUUUCCCCUCACAACUCUUCGGUCAUUCUCUCUCCCACAUACGCACAGCUGGAGUUGCCGCUUCCGCCAACUUACUCCCUGACGCGAUCUGAGAGGCUUUUCUUUUUAUUUUUGAAAAAAACAUCUUUCAAAAACAAGCGACGGAGGGAAGCUCGUCAGCGGAGCCGGAACCUCGGAACCUCCCAGCGGCAGGGUUAUUAAUUUUCAAUGAAGAUUCCUAUAUCAAUCAUUCCAUCUUACUGAUAACAGAUGGACUUUGACAACAGCACAUGAGGCUGCUAGUCAAAAUAAGAGCCCAUGGUAGGACAUGAAAGAUACUAGCAUGGACAGAAGAUUGGCUGACUGGCUGGAAAGAAAGAAUGGGAGUAAAGGAUGUCUUUUCUGGUUGGCUCCUGGCAACUAGUGGUGCUGCACAGGGGCUAAGGAGGUGAGGACUGCAUAAAAAAACUAAAGCAUUUGCGUGAAACUGGAACUAUUUUCUGCAUCAAGUCCUCAACCCCCUGACGGUGCAGAACAAACUGUUUACAUGGUGGCUUUCCAUAUCUGAAGGGAGAAGGAUAUCCUGAGAUUGAAGGAUUUGACAGCCCAGCUCUGAAAGAUGAAAUGCUCCAACUGAGUUUCGCUCUUAUGACUGUGUGUUGAGAGUAUCGAAAUGAGAGGCUUUUAAUAAGAGAAUUUGUUGGUUGUCAAAUCAAGAGGAAGCUUUAUUUGGGGAGGAAAGAAAAGAGUGCUACAAGAAAUUCUAGGAGCUUAUCUGAUUACUGGCACAAUGCUUUGAGGGAGUGGAAGACGGAACUCAUUCAUCUCGGCACAGAUCCCGUAAGCAUGCCAGCUCCUGACCUGUGAACAACUGCUGUGGAGUACAGAGAGAGCUGACCAGCUGAAGAUGAGACCAUGGGCCAGCUCCUGGCGAUGGAUUAUGUUGAUCCUUCUUGCCUGGGGGACUUUGCUGUUCUAUAUAGGCGGCCAUUUAGUCAGAGACAGCGACCAGCCGGAUCGCUCCAGCAGAGAACUGUCCAAGAUACUUGCAAAACUUGAACGUUUGAAGCAACAAAAUGAAGAUCUUCGGAGGAUGGCAGAGUCUCUGAGGAUCCCUGAAGGUCCCAUUGACCAGCUACCAGCUGCUGGAAGAGUGCAUGCAUUAGAAGAACAACUGCUAAAGGCCAAAGAGCAGAUUGAAAUCUACAAGAAACGUGCAGGCAAUGGUCCUGGGAAAAAACACGAGGAGCUAAGGCGUAAGAUUGAAAAUGGACUGAAAGAGCUUUGGUUCUUCGUGCAGAGUGAAGUCAAGAAAGUGAAAAAACUCGAAGGCGAUGAAGCACAAAAGCAGGCAGAUGUAUUACUUGAGAACCUGGGUGACCAGCACAGGUCCAUUAUGACAGAUGUAUACUACCUCAGUCAAACAGAUGGGGCUGGUGAAUGGAGAGAGAAGGAGGCCAAGGAUCUGACAGAACUGGUUCAACGGAGAAUAACAUAUCUGCAGAAUCCCAAGGACUGCAGUAAAGCCAAGAAGCUGGUGUGUAACAUCAACAAGGGUUGUGGCUAUGGCUGUCAGCUUCACCAUGUCGUCUACUGUUUCAUGAUUGCAUACGGAACACAGCGCACUCUCAUCCUGGAAUCCCAGAACUGGCGUUACUCCACUGGGGGUUGGGAGACUGUCUUCAAACCAGUCAGUGAAACCUGCACAGAUAGAUCUGGUACCAGCUCGGGCCAUUGGUCAGGUGAGACCAAUGAUAAGAAUGUCCAAGUGGUGGAACUGCCAAUAGUUGAUAGCCUUCAUCCACGACCACCAUAUCUGCCCUUGGCUAUUCCUGAAGACCUUGCAGAUCGAUUAACUCACCUACAUGGAGACCCCUCAGUCUGGUGGGUCUCACAGUUUGUCAAAUAUUUAAUACGCCCACAGUCAUGGCUAGAGAAGGAAAUUGAAGAGGCAACCAAAAAACUGGGCUUCAGGCAUCCAAUUAUCGGUGUUCAUGUGCGACGCACGGAUAAAGUUGGAACGGAAGCAGCUUAUCAUCCUAUUGAGGAAUACAUGGCACAUGUAGAGGAACACUACAAGUUUCUUGCUCGCAAGAUGGUGGUUGACAAAAAGCGAGUUUACCUUGCCACAGAUGAUCCUAACUUACUUCAGGAAGCUAAGUCUAAAUACCCAGAUUAUGAAUUCAUCAGUGAUAACUCCAUCUCAUUUUCAGCUGGACUGCAUAAUCGAUACACAGAAAAUUCACUGCGAGGUGUCAUUCUAGACAUCCACUUUCUGUCUCAGGCAGACUUUUUGGUCUGCACCUUCUCAUCCCAGGUUUGUCGAGUGGCCUAUGAGAUAAUGCAAACAUUACACCCAGACGCAUCAAGUUAUUUCCAUUCUCUGGAUGACAUAUACUACUUUGGUGGACAGAAUGCACACAAUCAGAUUGCAAUUUACCCUCACAAACCUCAGACUCCAGAGGAAAUUGUAUUGGAGCCUGGAGAUCUGAUUGGAGUGGCUGGCAACCACUGGGAUGGUUAUUCCAAAGGCAUCAACAGAAAAUCUGGGCGAACAGGCCUAUAUCCAUCUUACAAAGUGAAGGAGAGCAUCGAGACCAUUAAAUACCCAACCUAUCCAGAGGCUGACAAUGAGAAGCCAGAGUAACUGCAAGGACACUCCACAGCCUCGGUGAAUGUAUCUCGCCAUAAAUCUGAAAUCUGAAAGCCAACAUUGUUUUUUAAACUUUGAGUUCUGUGCAGAUGCAUCCAUCUCUCUCCAUUAUCCUGCUGUUGGUUGUGUUUGGUUGUCUGCCAAUAAUUCACGGUUAUCCUCAGUGACUGACACUGACCCAUUGUACAGGUUAGAGCAUGAGCAAAUGUCUGUCCAGUCAUGGUGCCUAACAUUCUUCAACCUUUGACCUUCCUGAAGAACCAUGUCCAAUAUUAGCAGUGAGAUGUCUUUGAAAUCUUGGCUUGAAGGAAAAACAUUAAACUUAUCAGGCAGGAGAGAUGUAAUCAUGAAGACUUAAUCCAUUCUGCAGCCAGUUCUUAAGAUGACGUUUUCGCAAGAAUUGAAAGUGUUUCUCCUUUACAAGUGUAGGUGAAGGGAAGGUCAGAAUGUCAAAUGCACAUCCUCAUUUCACAGUCUUUUGUAAAAGAAAAAUCAUGGACAGAAUCUUUAAUACAUAAUGUUUCCAGACAUUGUCUUUGAUAACAAAAAUAAAUAAAUCUAAAUGAAAUCAACUGAGUUAGUGU